Carassius carassius (crucian carp) is the source of this 898-nucleotide messenger RNA. Its product is annotated as urokinase plasminogen activator surface receptor-like. The record is from RefSeq and is a predicted model, not a curated record. Lineage: Eukaryota; Metazoa; Chordata; Actinopteri; Cypriniformes; Cyprinidae. The coding region runs from base 43 to 642 and encodes 199 amino acids. The transcript has 5 exons.
GCACUGAGAGGGGCACAUUAUUUCACUCACCUCCUGAUCAAGAUGGAUUUACAAAUCUCAGUUUUUCUUCUGUUCAUUCUUUUCACUGCAGGACACUCUCUCAGCUGUUAUGAGUGCAUGGGUCUGAAGGGUUCUUGUCCGAAUCAAAAAGUAAAAACAUGUCCCAGGGGAUUUUCCAAGUGUUUGAGUACAACAGCAGUUACACAAGUUGGUGACAUUAGUGCUAAACUGAAGGUUAAAGACUGUGAUGCUGACUGUGCAAGUGGAUCCAUGAACCUCGGCAUUAUAAAGAGGUCUUCAGUGUGCUGUAACACAGAUGGGUGUAACGUCCAAGAUGCUCCAGAUCCCAGAACUGACUCCAAUGGAAAGAAAUGUUACUUUUGUAAUGGGAAGAACUGCUCAAACACAGUGAGCUGUUCAGGGGGUGAAGACCACUGCAUUACAGCAGCAGCGGGUUAUGGAGAGCAGUCACUAGUUGUAAAAGGCUGUGUCUCUAUAUCCAUUUGUGAUAGCACAACAUCCGUUGAUGAUGUUCAGAAGAUCUCAUGUUGUUCAGGGAAUCUGUGUAACGGUGCUCGGAGCGUCUCUCAGAGCUUCCUGUUCCUCUGUUGUUCUCUGCUCUCCUUCAUCCUGCUCCACUGAAUCCAGCAGAUCUUCACAUCUACAAUCAGACACACUGCACUGAAUAUAGAGCUUGUACUUUCUCUGUACUGUGGUGUUCUAAUGCGAUUGUUUGCUGUGACAUUCUGAUGUGACAUUUGUGUAAUAUCAAGUCACCUUUUUCCUUUUCAUAUAUAAUAAAUAAGGUUAUGCUGUAAGGACAAUGGAACUAAAGGCCAACUUUUAGUUUGUACUAUUUUCUGCUUAUUUAAAAAAAUAAAGUAAUCCAUUUUUAUUC